CAGACGACGAGGAGGAGGAGGAAAGAAUUCAURGCUCUGCUGCCGAUGAACGAGCAACAAGUGUUUUGGAGUGAAACUGGUUAGUAGACUYAAAACAAAACUAACGGCUUUGGAUUAAAUUAGAUUUUUAAUUUGAAGUUUCCACGCUGGAUYUAGCUGAUAAAAAGGGAGUUCCUGAACGGGAUCGAGCUCGGAGGUGAUGGUGUCAUGGCCGCCGUGUUUACCACAUUACCCUCCUAGAAUUCCUGAUCAUCCCGACUUAAUAAAACCCAAACACUUGGAGGAGCCGGCAGGACGCUGAGCACACAAAGUGCGGGGAGGAUGACGACCUCCCAUCUGAACGGCCACGUUGCCGGGGAGGGAGGAGGAGGAGGGCGAGGAGGAGAUGAAGAACUGAGGGGAGGACAGCAGCACCGGGAGAUGGCCAUCGACUGUCCCGGAGACCUCGGGAGUCGAACGCUGCCGGUGCGACGCUCUGCACAGCUGGAGAGGAUACGACAACGACAGGAGGAUCUUCGGCGACGCAAGGAGGAGGAGGGUCGGCAGCUGGAUCUGAACGCCUCCCUCAGACUCAGGAAACUCUCCCAGAAUCCCAGCGUCGGGAUCGACAACCCCACAUUCCUCCAGGACUCGCACAUACCGCAGCAGCUGGCGCUCGGCAGCCAACACGCUCAUCCACUGCUGGAGUUGGAGGAGCUGCUGCUGUCGCUGAAGCAGGUCCGAAGCUUCCUGCCCGACCAGCAGAGUCAGAAUGAUGUAGAACUGGUGCUUUCGCUGCUUAACAAGUCUGAUUUCCAGUCGGCACUGAAGAUCCACAAUGCCGUGGCCUCCAGCAUGCACCGGCCGUCUCCUCCGUUCCCACAAAUGCAUCAGGCGCAUCCACUGGCCAUGGAGGUUAGGAGCCUCGCGCAGUCCUGUCAGAGUAAAGAAGGACUUGAGCUGCACAGACUGCUGUCAGAUACAAACAUGCAGUCGCUYCUUUUGACUCACGACACGAUAGCGGAGACGGAAAUGCAGCCCGAGUCCGAGCCGGUCGAAGGAGAGACUCUGACCCAGUGGGGAGGAGAGACCGUCAAGAUCGUGAGGAUAGAGAAGGCUCGAGACGUUCCUCUG
Molecule: messenger RNA, 1113 nt
Organism: Austrofundulus limnaeus
Lineage: Eukaryota; Metazoa; Chordata; Actinopteri; Cyprinodontiformes; Rivulidae
Gene: pals1a
Product: protein associated with LIN7 1, MAGUK p55 family member a
Molecular function (GO): protein binding
Source: RefSeq, a predicted model, not a curated record